Messenger RNA from Chrysoperla carnea, 914 nucleotides. RefSeq lists its product as uncharacterized. Gene Ontology annotation, molecular function: lipase activity. The coding region runs from base 98 to 883 and encodes 261 amino acids. The record is from RefSeq and is a predicted model, not a curated record. NCBI's taxonomy places the organism in Eukaryota, Metazoa, Arthropoda, Insecta, Neuroptera, Chrysopidae. The transcript is spliced from 5 exons.
UUUUGUUUUGAAGACAACCGAAGACUUUGUGAUUAUAAAUGCAACUACACCAGAAAAAAUACUGGAAUUGAAUUUUUUUGACCCAUCAAAAAGAACAAUGGUUUUUAGUGGCGGUGUUGGGUCAGCAUUUACUAAGGAAGUACUUGAUGUAUAUGCACCCUAUUUUAAAACAUAUUCCAAUUUAAAAACAUAUAACUUUAUUUUGUUAUAUCAAGCGUAUUAUUGUACAGAAAUACUGAAAUCAACAUGUGGAGAAAUAGUUGGUAAAGUGUUUGGUCCAGGAAUUGAUAAACUUAUCACGCUGGGUUUGCCAUCAGAAAAAAUAGAAUUCAUGGGACAUUCGGCAGGAGCCCAUGUCGUUGCUGCUACAAUUAAAAAUAUGAGGACACCCGUAAAAUUAUUAAUCGGAUUAGAUCCGUCAACCACUGUUCAAACAUUUCAACGCGGUUUAGCUGAUUUUACGUUAGCUUUACGCACUGAUUCAACCGUGUUAGGUAAUAUUAAAUGGACUGCAGACUUGGAGCUGAUUGCCAAUAAAGGAAUACAUCCACAACCUGGAUGCCCAACAAAAAAUUGUGGUACUCUUGAGAAUUGUGAAUGCAGUCAUCUAUUAGCAGGCUCAUACUGGCUAAGCAUUGUUGAAAAUCAAGAUAAAGAAUUAUUUUUUGGUGUUAAAUGUAAUGAAACUGAAUGCGACGACAAUAAUGUGGUACAUAUUACGCCAAGUCUAAGAGAAAAGGGAACAUAUUAUUUUAAAACAUUAGAUUCGCAUCCGUAUGGUUCAGGAUUGAAUGGAAUCAAGAAUAUUAUACCUACGAAAAACAGUACAUUAAAAAGAGAUUUCGUAUCACUUUUAUUUAUAAUCAAUCUGUCAAAGUCUUAACUAUUUAAUUUUGUUGAGAAUUGAUCGAGGU